UUUCAGAAGUAAAGGCCGAGCUAUGAUAGCAACUGGUGGAGUGAUAACCGGCCUGGCUGCCUUGAAAAGGCAAGACUCCGCCAGGUCACAGCAUCAUGUCAACCUCAGCCCGUCGCCUGCUGCCCAAGAGAAGAAACCAGUCAGGCGUCGGCCCCGAGCUGAUGUCGUGGUUGUUCGUGGCAAAAUCCGGCUUUAUUCCCCAUCUGGUUUUUUCCUUAUUUUAGGAGUGCUUAUCUCCAUUAUAGGAAUUGCAAUGGCCGUCCUUGGAUAUUGGCCCCAAAAAGAACAUUUUAUCGAUGCUGAAACCACAUUGUCAACAAACGAAACUCAGGUCAUUCGAAACCAAGGCGGUGUGGUAGUUCGCUUCUUUGAGCAGCACUUACAUUCUGAUAAAAUGAAAAUGCUUGGCCCUUUCACAAUGGGGAUUGGUAUUUUCAUUUUCAUUUGUGCUAAUGCCAUUCUUCAUGAGAACCGUGACAAAGAAACCAAAAUCAUACACAUGAGGGAUAUCUAUUCCACAGUCAUUGACAUCCACACGCUGAGAGUCAAGGAGCAAAAGCACAUGAAUGGCGUUUACACUGGUCUGAUGGGAGAGACAGAAGUGAAACAGAACGGGAGCUCCUGUGCCUCGAGAUUGCCAGCAAACACGAUCGCCUCGUUCCCGGGUUUUCGGAGCAGUUUUCGAAUGGACAGCUCUGUGGAGGAGGAUGAACUUAUGCUAAAUGAAAGCAAGAGUCUGGGGCAUCUGAUGCCCCCUCUGCUGUCUGACAGUGCUGUCUCUGUCUUCGGCCUCUAUCCACCUCCUUCCAUGACAGCCGAUGAUAAGACCAGCAGCUCUAAGAAAUGUGAAACCAAGUCCAUUGUGUCCUCAUCCAUCAGUGCUUUUACAUUGCCUGUGAUCAAACUUAAUAACUGUGUUAUUGAUGAGCCCAGUAUAGAUAACAUCACUGAAGAUGCUGAUAACCUCAGAAAUAGGUCAAGGAAUUUGUCAGUGGAUUCCCUUGUAGUCCCUGUGCCCAACACCAGUGAAUAUUUCCAGCCAGGCAGUGCAGUGCUCCCAAGGAAUAAUUCCAUUGGGGAAUCCUUGUCCAGUCAGUACAAGUCCUCUGUGGCCCUUGGACCUGGGGCUGGACAGCUCUUGUCUCCUGGGGCUGCUAGAAGACAGUUUGGGUCCAAUACAUCCUUGCAUUUGCUCUCAUCACACUCAAAAUCCUUAGACUUAGACCGGGGUCCCUCCACUCUGACUGUUCAGGCAGAACAACGGAAACAUCCAAGUUGGCCUCGGUUGGAUCGAAGCAACAGCAAAGGAUAUAUGAAAUUAGAGAACAAAGAGGACCCAAUGGAUAGGUUGCUCGUGCCCCAAGCUGCAAUCAAAAAAGACUUUACCAAUAAGGAGAAGCUUCUUAUGAUUUCAAGGUCUCAUAAUAAUUUGAGUUUUGAACAUGAUGAGUUUUUGAGUAACAACCUAAAGCGGGGAACUUCUGAAACAAGGUUUUAAUGUUAGAAAAGAUAUCAUUUUACAAGGGUAUAUAUUUUAAAACUAUUUUCACUGGUAUUUCCUUCUUAAAGCAUUGAUUGUAAGCCUUUUUAAUCAAAUGGUCUGUAGCGUAUUAGAACUGGCUGCUUAAUUCUGGAAUGGAGAUGGUUGUAUGUUUGGUUUAUUUAUGACUGCAGUACUCUGUAUUAUCACAUAUGACUUUAUUUUUCCAUUUAUUUGAAAGCAUGGUCUCUUUUUUUAAUAUGAAUACAAAAUAAUACUUGCACCCAAACUAAAACUCCUUUUCUUUAAAGUUUCUUCACUGAUCGUCAUAUUCAUAGAAUGAAGAGUCCAGUAUGGAAAACAUAGGGUACCAAAGUGUAGACUCUAAGUACCAAAUUCAGGCCCAACACUCAAUAGAAAUUUAUAAAUGAUUGUGAGUGCAAAUCUUAGAAUGUGAUUUCCUGAAUAAUUGCUUUUGUAAAGGAUUGGUUAAAUUAUUUAAACGGAAAAAGACCUAGUUUCUGUGUGAGCUCAGUAUUAUAAGUUGGUUAAGUUGGCUGUGAAUCUUAACCUGAGCUUUAGGUAGGUAGUAUUUUUUUCAACAUCAGUUCUGUUUUAGUGAUAUUUUAUCAAGAAACCAUGUAUUCAGGAGCCAUGGCUGAGAAUGCUAGAUAUACUUAGAGAUAAAUAUCAAAAUGCUAUUAGCUGUAACUUUAGAUAUUAAGAAUCAAAACUUCUUUACAAAAUGACUUGAAAAAUGAAUGAGCCAAUACAUUUUGUAGAAAUGCUAUCUUGAAAUAAUUAUGUACAUGAAGAAAAUGUUGACUAAUGAAUGAAGAUACGUAACAUGAUAGUUAAUGCUAACUAGUCUCAGUACCCUUUUCUAGCCAUGUGUUAUCAUCCAAUACCCAUUCAUUUCCACAUUCUUCUUUCCCCCUAAUAUUUUUUCAGAUCCUGUUAUUUGGAAAAUAAUCAGCUAACCUUGACAUUUCUUUUAUCUUCACAUACCACCGGCUUGAUGGUUCAAGAAAAUUUAGUCCUUGAUAAAUUGCCUUGAAAUUUACCUUGUGCUGGAAAGCCUUAUGAUAACUCCAAAGACCUUCUUGUGUAAUACAUUUUUAGGAUUCUGGUUCUUAGUUAUUGAAGAUAAUAAAUACUGAAAUGGGUGUUUCCAUCAGAAAAUUUUCUUGUUUUCCAUUAAGGUAACAUAAUUUUAAGAAUUGUUUAAUGGAAUACUCAGGAAAUUUUAUAGGUUUUCCCCAAUGUCUAAUCAUUUCUGAACAUCAGUAUUGCAGUUAUGGAAGAGCGGAGGAAGGUACAUUGUGUGCGCAGCUCCCCACAAUUCCACCUUGUAUUUGCAUCACAAGCUUCCUUCAAUUGAGGCAUAGUUUUACUAGUUAGAACAUCAAGCCUGUGUAUUGUAAUAGAGUGGGCUUAAUAUUUUACUAUAAAGCAUUUAAUAAACUUCUGUUCUUAAUAGAA
Molecule: messenger RNA, 2962 nt
Organism: Galeopterus variegatus (Sunda flying lemur)
Lineage: Eukaryota; Metazoa; Chordata; Mammalia; Dermoptera; Cynocephalidae
Gene: TMEM200A
Product: transmembrane protein 200A
Exons: 1
Coding region: 23-1498 (491 amino acids)
Source: RefSeq, a predicted model, not a curated record